Chaetomium strumarium is the source of this 1607-nucleotide messenger RNA. Its product is annotated as actin family. The coding region runs from base 145 to 1488 and encodes 447 amino acids. Lineage: Eukaryota; Fungi; Ascomycota; Sordariomycetes; Sordariales; Chaetomiaceae. The transcript has 2 exons. Gene Ontology annotation, molecular function: nucleosome binding. The record is from RefSeq and is a predicted model, not a curated record. Gene Ontology annotation, cellular component: Swr1 complex.
AAUGUUCUUCCCCGCAACGUACCAAGCUCCCGUCGGCUCUUGGCGCAGUCACGGCGUCAAGUGAGGGGCUCAUUCGGCACCAGGGAGCACAAGCCCCACCUCGGUCGCAUCCUGGGCACAACUUCCAGGAAACAUCACUGCUUCAUGGCAGGGAGUCGAAAGUCGCGGGCGGCUGGCCCGCCGCCUCCAUCCGUAACCCUUGUGCUCGACAAUGGCGCUGACACUAUCAAAGCUGGAGUUGUGACUGGCGAUACGGCGGACGACCGACCUCGGAUCAUCCCUAACUGCCUCGCGCGAGACCGCCACAAGAAGACCUAUGUCGGGUCCGAGCUGGAAAAAUGCAGAGACUUCGGCGAGAUGGCCUUUCGGCGGCCCGUCGAAAAAGGAUUUAUUGUGAACUGGGAGGCCCAGAGGGAGAUCUGGGACCGCGAGUUCUUCGACGACAAGGCGCCGCAGAGAUGUGACCCUUCCGAGACUCGCCUGAUUCUCACUGAGCAACCGAAUGCACUACCGGCUCUACAGACGCAUUGUGAUCAGAUGGUGUUUGAAGAGUUUGGAUUUGCCAGCUAUUACCGUGGUAUUGGCCCUGCCUUCAAUGCGUACCAAGACAUGCAAGCCAUCUUUCACACCCCAAGGACGCCAGAUACUUCCAUAGACACACCGGCCGAGGUUAUACUCCUGAUAGACUCGGGAUAUUCGCACACCACCGUCACACCGAUCGUGCAAGGCCGGCCAUUGCACCAAGCCAUCCGCAGGGUAGAUGUCGGGGGAAAGCUCAUGACCAACUACCUUACGCGCUUGCUCUCUGUCCGCCAUUUCGACAUGCGCAACGAAACAUACAUAGCUAACGAGAUGAAGGAGGCUGUCUGCUAUGUGUCGAUGGACUUCAGCGGUGACCUUGAUAGGACAUGGAAGGGCACGCGCGGCGAGCGGAGGGCGGACUACCUGACCGGGGGUGGGAUAGCGAAGGACUAUGUGCUACCAGAUUCUCACACGACCUUCCACGGAGUUGUCCGGGACUACGACCCCGCAGGCGCAUCGUCACGCGCUCGCAGGGCGGCUGUGUCCACAGAGGAUGUCCUGACCCUGCGGAACGAACGGUUCGUCGUUCCCGAGCUCCUGUUCAAUCCCUCCGACAUUGGCCUUCGCCAGCCUGGGCUUGCCGACUUGGUCAUGCAGUCACUGUCGGUUCUACCCAUUGGCUUGUGGCCCGGGCUGCUCGCAAAUAUUCUGAUUGUAGGUGGGAGCGCUAAGUUGGAUAAUUUCAUCCCGCGGCUGCAGAUGGAACUGUUGAAGCGCGUGCCGGAUGAGUGUGUCGUUCGGGUAGCGCGCCCCGAAGACCCCGUCAUCAGCACUUGGCUAGGGGCGGCCAAUUUCGCUCGACAUGAGCACGUCAACCGGUUAGCUGUGACUAAACAGGACUACGAGGAACAUGGGGCCGGCUGGGUAGCCCGCAAGUUUUCUGCCGGUCUUGGAGUUGACAGCUAAAAGAAAUCCAUUCCCCUCAAGCCCGAGCUCGGCCUGAGAAUACUCCUUUGCGCUGGCAUUACCGUUCGGUCUCCCGCCCAUUUCAACUCGCUGCUGCAGCAGGAUGUUCCGCCGAUACA